AAUUCUUCUGACUGAAGCUUUAGCUUCUCAGGAGGGGUUAUAUAUAGGCUGCCAGGCUAGAAGCCUUAGCAACAGAGAAGAGAUGGUAGGCAGUGGUGAAGGCAAAAGCUUUGCUGUAACACUUUAAGCCCAUUAAUUUCUCAGUCGCCAAGGGAAACGAUGCUUUGCUCCUCAUCACCAGUGGAUUUGGCAAAUUAGACAGGAAGGAAAGGCAGAAAAAGAACAAAACCCACCAGACUAUAGUGCCUGGAUGUCUGCUGGCAGUUUGGCUCUGCUGAGAAGCAAGAAAUUGAUAUUUGGGAAGGAGGAAAGACUUCAGUUUCUGAGACAAUGGAACCAGUCAUUGUGGGUAUUGAAGACUUGGUGACCUGGUGAACCAGACAUGACUUGAAGAGUUUCAUCUAGAGUAUCUUCUCCUCUGUCAAAGAUCUUUGCAUCUCCUUCUUGAUAGAAGCUGAAUUUCUUUCUUGUGGAAUUUUAUUGGUCAUCUAAGAGAAGAUCUGGAUGAUGGAUGCAGGGUUGAAAUCUGUUGUACAAUAGGAUUCUUCAAGCUGUAAAGACUUGGCCUUUCUGGAAAUUAUCAUCUGCUUCUGUGGCUAUCUAAUCUAUCCUGAACUGCCCAGCCCAUUUCCAUCCCCACUCCUACUCUUUUCCCAUCCACCAAGCAUCCUACCUCUGGUGAUUGCAAUGUACUGGACAUUGCUUUUCCUCAUCUUUUCCCCACUACUGUUAGCCUCUGAACAUGGCUUACCCAAAUUUAUCUGCAGUCCUAUGCCAUUGGAUAUGGAUAAUGGUUGCCAGUCAAAUGGCCAUCAACGACAUGGAAGCGCAGCUAAUGGUGCAGGCAGUAGCCAUUGGGUGGGGACUCUAGAAGAAGCUAAGGAAACCAUCCUGCAUCUGCGGGAGACAGUGGUGCAUCAAAAGGAAAUGAUCCUUGACCAGAGAGAGACUGUGAGAGAACUGACAGCCAAGCUGAGCCACUGCGAAACCCAUUCCCGGAGGCAUAGUGAGCACCAUGGAAAUCAUCAGGAAGAGAAUCAUAACCAUAAGCACGGCCAUCAUGAAGGUGGGUAUCGGGGUCAUCAUGAUAAUGGUCAAAGGGGACAUCAUGAGGUUGCCCACCAGUCUCACCAUGAAGAUGGCCAUAGGGGACAUCGUGAUGCUGGCCAUCGAGAUCCCCAUGAAGGCCACCAUGCCCAAGAGAAUGAGCAUCAUCCAACUGCACAACCUGGGAACCAUGAACCACAGGUCAGUCACAACACUCAUCAUUCUUCUCACAAGGCACAUACACCUGCUCAGUCUAAUGCUAUGGAAGAUCCACCCAAUGAAGCAUCUGCUGCAAUACAUCAGAUGGAGAGAAUGUUGAAAUCCCUGAAGGAGAGACUGGAGCAUUUACAG
This is a messenger RNA of Thamnophis sirtalis, 1398 nucleotides long. Lineage: Eukaryota; Metazoa; Chordata; Lepidosauria; Squamata; Natricidae. The record is from RefSeq and is a predicted model, not a curated record.